CGCAAAAUGACAUCGAUGGAGACAGCGACAUCGAUCUACUGGCUCAUAACAUGCCGUGGUAACUGCGCAACAAAACUCUCAAUUCUUCAAAUUAAUGACAAUGCCAGAAAGUACUGAGUUAUUCAAAUUUUGAGUUUGCACGUGACGUCAUGGCGCCUUGAUGGUGGACUUAAACAAAAGAUUUCAAAUUAAGUUUCGAAUCAUUUCGCAGCAGAUGUAGCGAAAAUGGAGAGCAUCUUGAAAAACGUAGUUUGAAACUGGAACAUCUGUCAAAAGCAUUGAAGGUAAUACCUCGCCAUUAAGCUGCAGGAGGCUGGUUGCGGGAUUACGUCGGAUUUUCCCGGAAAGUUGGCUUCGUGAACUCUUUUGUCUUCGCUUCACCACAAUAUACAAGCCACUAUAAAAUAGAAGUCAUUUUCACGAUGGCUCUCUGUAAAAACGAAAUCAAAAAUCUCUCAACUUGCCGUCCAAGCAAUGACUCCUUGGAGAUUUCUUCAACUUUACUCGUUUCUGAGACAACGAGCAGCGCUAACUUGGCAGAGGACUCUGUACCCGUUGAAGCGGCAAAACUAUCAAUUUAUACCACGUGUGCUCUGUUCGGAGUAAUCGGCAACCUUCUAGUGAUUGUAAUCUUAACAAAACUCAGGGGAAAGAAAACUCGUAUUACUGACUUCUUUUUGAUAAACUUGGCGAUAGCGGAUCUGGGCUAUUUGCUGUUUACAUUUCCAAUGGGGGCUGCACGGGAGAGAGCUCCCUUUGGCUGGCCUUUUGGCAAGUUUGUUUGCCUUUAUCUUCAACCUUUUACCGAGAUAUUCCACGGUGCUUCCGUGUGGUUUAUAGCAAUUACUGCUAUAGAGCGAUAUCGGAAAAUAGCGGCCAGAAAUCCAAAAUUACACGAUGCGAAGAAGCGGGCUUCCUUAAAGAGAGCUGGGAUCGUUGCUACUUGUACAUGGAUGGUGUCGUUUGUGAUGUUUGCUUUUCCACUGUAUUUUAUUGUUGAUUACCAAAAGGUGCCCGGCGGAGGAACAUUCUGUGGCCCAGUGUGGCCUGCUUGGGAUAAGGACCUUGUGUUAGCGCGAGUUUACGUCGCUUGUCUCACUUUGCUGUCGUACAUACUUCCACUUGUUGUUAUAUCUUGGACAUUCCUAGCUAUAUCACUAAAGCUUAAUGAAAGCAGUAAAUUUAUUAAGACCAUGAAAAGCGAUGAAAAAGAAAACGAAGCAGCGAAUCUCAAUGACUGCAGCGCCAUCACAAGUAGAAAGCACGCUAUUCGUCUCGUGCAAAACAUACGCGCUAAGAGAAUUUUAACUCCAGUUGUUGUGGUGUUUACUUUGUUCAUGCUUCCCCUUGCUGUUCUUCGCUUGUGUGUUGUAUCUUGGCCAGCUAUUGCCAGCCAAAAAUUUUACAACAACUUGUUUUUCGCCGUCGUAGUUUGCACUAUUAUAAAUUCAUCUGCAAAUCCAGUGAUAUACUCGAUGAUUAGGCUCGACUUCCGCCGUCAACUGAUGCGAAUAAUGUGCAGGAAUACUACAGGAAAUCAGUCCCGGCGGCAUUACUCAUCUAGUCAAGGCGUUUGUUCCCGAUUGAGCUAGGCAUCUAUCGGUUAACGGAAAACUACAAUCGCGCACGGAAAGAUUUGCAUGGAUUCUUGAUCUUCAUUUUAAAAAAAUCGAUUUAUUUUUUAGGCGCGUUCUUUAAGACUCCUUCUGAAUCAAUACAGUAACUGUCUAAUUUUUAAAAUGUAACUUUUCGAGACGAUCAGAGUUUUGGCAAAAGACAUUUUUUAUCCCAUCAUGGAAAAAAAUAGUGCUAACCAAAACAGAAACUCGGAAAUUGAUAAAUUCAUUUCCUAUGGGCUGGAGGCGAUUUUUUGAAAAAUGAAUUUGUAUACAAAAACAAAUUACUUGACAAAACUAACAUCUGAUUUGACAUAAGUAGAAAAACCCUUAUAAAUAAGUAAUGCCACUUAAUCACACUCAUGUAUAAACAUAAUAGAAAACAAUACGCACUUAAGCUUCGAAGGUUCGCCAUAACUUUAAAGCUAGUUUAAGUGCUUGCUUUCUUUGAAAUAAAUCAUAUGCAAGUCCUGUAGGAUAUUGUACAUCUCAAGGGAACUCUGUUGACUAUUUUUCUCGUGACGUCAUCGUCGUUUUUAAUAGACGUUUGAGUAAAUUUUAUACAAAGCGUCCUCUAAAAGCAACUUUUUAUUAUUUAGUUUUCCGGCUUCCUUUUAUAACUGUAAUUUUGGUUGGUAGUUAGUUAGAAAUCAAUGUAUGAUUGUAAUUAGGUAAAGGAAUUUUACUGUGUUUAAAAAUAAUGCUAUAUCUAUACACAGAAGCAUGAACUACUCUCCUUUUUUUUACUUUACUUUACUCGAUCUGAUCUUCUCUAAAACUUUGCUUAACGACUUGUGCAUUCUCCCUGAAAAUUACCUAACUAAUCUGUCAGACUUGUAGCCAGUAAUGACAAUUAAGCAAAGAAAACGGGGAGUGAGUUGCAAGAGCGAUUCCCCCACCCGUAAAAAACAAUUUGUCGGGCAUUCUACGGGUUAGACACAUCGUCUGAAGCUGGCA
This is a messenger RNA of Orbicella faveolata, 2573 nucleotides long. RefSeq names its product galanin receptor type 1-like. Gene Ontology annotation, cellular component: membrane. The record is from RefSeq and is a predicted model, not a curated record. Gene Ontology annotation, biological process: G protein-coupled receptor signaling pathway. Lineage: Eukaryota; Metazoa; Cnidaria; Anthozoa; Scleractinia; Merulinidae. Gene Ontology annotation, molecular function: G protein-coupled receptor activity.